This is a messenger RNA of Perkinsus marinus ATCC 50983, 456 nucleotides long. Its product is annotated as multiprotein bridging factor type 1, putative. NCBI's taxonomy places the organism in Eukaryota, Perkinsozoa, Perkinsida, Perkinsidae. The transcript is spliced from 4 exons. The record is from RefSeq and is a predicted model, not a curated record. The coding region runs from base 1 to 456 and encodes 151 amino acids. Gene Ontology annotation, cellular component: nucleus. Gene Ontology annotation, molecular function: DNA binding.
AUGGUUCGUAUGGCAGCUGAUGUGUCGCAGGACUGGAACCCUGUGGUUCUCAACAAGGGUCGGCCGAAGAACCCAGCGAGCAGGACUGCAAUCCCAUGCUGCUCUCUAUUUACCCUUGGUCGGUUCACGACUGGUCAAGACGUUGAAGUGACCGCUAAGUGGCGUGGUGGACAGAACAUGAGUACCAAGGAGGGACUUCCCGCCAAUGCUGCCAAGCUCGAUCAGGACAACGCUGUGUACAAGCAUCCUCAUAUCAGCACUGAGUUCCGACACGCCCUUCAGCAGGCCAGGUUGGCUAAGAAGAUGAGUCAAGCUGAUCUUGCUAAGGCAAUCAACGAGAAGCCCACCGUCAUUAAUGAGUAUGAGUCUGGCAAGGCUAUCCCUAACGGAGCCAUCAUCAGCAAGCUCAACAGGAUUCUUGGUACUCGACUGCCCAAGGCCAAGGCCGGCAACUAA